Molecule: messenger RNA, 375 nt
Organism: Capsicum annuum
Lineage: Eukaryota; Viridiplantae; Streptophyta; Magnoliopsida; Solanales; Solanaceae
Exons: 1
Coding region: 1-375 (124 amino acids)
Biological process (GO): telomere maintenance; DNA repair
Molecular function (GO): DNA helicase activity
Source: RefSeq, a predicted model, not a curated record
AUGACUGCAGUGAACGAAGACAAAGGGGGAUUAUUCUUUUUAUAUGGUCACGGAGGAACAGUUAAAACUUUUCUCUGGAAAACAUUGUCUGCUGGCAUACGCUCUAAAGGUGAUAUAGUACUAAAUGUUGCAUCAAGUGGUAUUGCAUCUCUGUUGUUACCAGGAGGACGGAUAGCUCAUUCGAGAUUUGCGAUUCCUCUGAAUAUAAUUGAAGAUUCAACAUGCAACAUUAAGCAAGGAAGUCCAUUAGCUAAGUUGAUGGUUAAGGUAAAGUUUAUCAUUUGGGAUGAGGCACCAAUGAUGCAUAGAUACUGUUUUGAAGCUCUUGAUCAAACUUUAAGAGAUAUUCUAAGAUUUAAAGAUCCAUCAAAUUAG